AUGGAGACGUCGCCAUCCAAUUAUAGCACAUCUUUUGAGGAGGACAAGUUGCUCAUGCCGUCUAUGAUUGACAUGAGUAAGUACACCUCGGUACAAGAUGUGCUGCCACCGCCGAACAACGAGGAUCUGCAUGUGGUCGUCAUGGCUAUCUCGUAUUUGCUACUUUUUCUUCUCGGUACAUGUGGCAAUGUGGCGGUUCUCACCACAAUCUAUCAUGUGGUCAGAUCGAGUAAAGCUGCUCUCGACAAUACACUCAUCUACCUGGUCGUCCUCUCCUGUGUUGAUUUUGGCGUUUGCCUUAGUCUACCAUUCACGGUCAUCGACCAGAUCCUUGGUUUCUGGAUGUUUGGCACAGUGCCGUGCAAAUUACAUGCUGUUUUCGAGAACUUCGGGAAGAUCUUAUCCGCACUAAUCCUCGCCGCUAUGUCUUUUGAUAGAUAUGCAGGCGUUUGCCAUCCGCAAAAGAAGUUCCUUCGCUCCAGGAAAUUGGCAAUCACUAUUCUCAUAGGACUGGCAGCUUACGCACUCAUCACUCUUUGUCCUUUGUUGUGGUCAUUUACCUCCAGAGAAAUCAUCAUGUUUGCCCGAGAAACUGGAUAUCGAAAAAUUACUCGGAUGAAAAUAGAGAAAUGUACAGUGGACAUCGAUUCUCAGAUGUUCACAGCAUUCACCAUCUACCAAUUUGUGCUCUGCUAUUGCACACCACUUAUUCUCAUUGCCUAUUUCUACUCGAAACUUCUCAAAAAACUUCGGGAACACGCACGAACGUUCAAGUCUUCACAUAUUCCACUAAUGCGUAUCUCGUUGUACACGCUAGCAGUCGCUUGCUUCUACUUCCUUUGUUGGACACCGUUCUGGAUGGCCACGGUUUUCGCUGUUUAUCUCGAGAAUACAGGUGAUUCUGGGGGUACGGUCCCUCCGCUGUUCGUAUAUAUCAUGUAUUUCAUCCAUGCAUUACCCUUUACGAACUCAGCUAUUAAUUGGAUUCUCUACGGCGCUUUGAAUGGUCAACUGCAGCAACGUUACAGAGGCAGGCGAUCGAGUAAAACCACAUUAACGACGCGGACAGCUCCACAGAGUACAGGAAAACCAGCUCCUACCAUGAACGGAUCGACGACUUUUAUCAAUCAUCCGAUGACGGACGCGCUAUGCAGCUCCGCUGGUGAAAACGACUCCUCCGACAUAGUUGACGUUCAAUUGCUUGCUGCUCAUGAACCCACUUAUCUGUAG
Necator americanus (New World hookworm) is the source of this 1230-nucleotide messenger RNA. RefSeq lists its product as uncharacterized. Gene Ontology annotation, cellular component: plasma membrane; neuron projection. Gene Ontology annotation, molecular function: G protein-coupled receptor activity; peptide binding. The record is from RefSeq and is a predicted model, not a curated record. NCBI's taxonomy places the organism in Eukaryota, Metazoa, Nematoda, Chromadorea, Rhabditida, Ancylostomatidae. The transcript has 9 exons. The coding region runs from base 1 to 1230 and encodes 409 amino acids. Gene Ontology annotation, biological process: G protein-coupled receptor signaling pathway.